This is a messenger RNA of Branchiostoma belcheri (Belcher's lancelet), 1227 nucleotides long. Its product is annotated as N-lysine methyltransferase KMT5A-B-like. NCBI's taxonomy places the organism in Eukaryota, Metazoa, Chordata, Leptocardii, Amphioxiformes, Branchiostomatidae. The record is from RefSeq and is a predicted model, not a curated record. The transcript is spliced from 8 exons. Bases 56 to 1162 code for a protein of 368 amino acids. Gene Ontology annotation, molecular function: protein binding; histone H4K20 methyltransferase activity.
GUCUUUGUUGCGCCUAGUUUUCCCAAUUUCUCUGGAUCUUUUGGCUCGACAAACCAUGGCAAGAGGGAGAUCGAAGAAGAACAGACAUGUGAAGGGAGCCGAAUCCCCACAGGUUUGCAAGACGAACCGAACGGAGACCACUAUGCAGGUAGAAGGGAAGGUAGACUUGAGUGAACAAGAGGUCAUCACUAACUUCUUUCCAAAGAGCCCAGACAACAAGGCACGACAGGCAGCGAAGGAGUUGAUUGACAUCGCCAAGGCAACAGAAGACGUUGUCGUGACCAGGAGGCCCGGAGCUGAAGCUGAAGUUUCCCAGCUGAUAUCCACAGGUUUGGUCACCCCAGAAACCACACCCACAAAGACAAAGGCCAAACCAGAGAGAGACCAGAUGCUUCAACUGAAACCAAAAUCGUUAGAAAGUGGCCUAGGUGACGCAACUGGCAUUGUACUUGAUGACAGGGAAACUCUUUUGGCUCAGUCGGACAAGCAAAAUGAAAUGUCCGAUGUGAAGGAAGCAUCUACCGCUACUUCAGCUAAAGGUAGAGGCAGAAAGGGUGGCAAGAAAACUUCUUCUACCACCAGUGUUACUAGACCAUCAUCUGCAAGGAAAAGAAGAGAUAGAAAACCAGUGAAAUCUCAUCACAUUGAUGAGUACUUUGUGAGAAGGAGUGCCAGAAAGUCUCAGGCAGAGCUGAAGCAAGAGAAAGAGGAAUGGAUAGAACAGCAGAUAUUGGGAAAUGUAGAGGAAGGGAUGGAAGUUGUGGAUAUAGAAGGCAAGGGGAGGGGGGUAGUGGCCACCAGGCCAUUCGGUCGUGGCGACUUCGUGGUGGAAUAUGCUGGCGAUCUCAUUGACACAAAAACAGCCAAGGAUAGAGAAGCUAAAUAUGCAGAGGACCCAAGCACAGGCUGCUACAUGUACUACUUCAAGUACAAGAACAACACAUACUGUGUUGAUGCUACAGCAGAGUCAGGUCGGCUAGGUCGCCUUAUCAACCACAGUGCCAGACACAAGAACCUGAUGACCAGGUCCAUCUCCGCAGGGGGUCUGCCGCGCCUUAUCCUGGUGGCCGCCAGGGACAUCCAGCCUGGCGAGGAGUUACAGUACGACUACGGAGACCGGAGUAAAGAAUCGCUCGCGUCACACCCUUGGUUGGCUUGUUGAAACGUGUAACAAACACACAUUCAAGUAAUCUGUUGCUGAUACUCAAGCAACUCGAUAGUGUUGUC